GCUGGAUUAGUUAUUUAAAAAAUUAAAUAUUUCCUAAAUUCACACUGCUUCUUCCGUAGGACAGAAAAAUACAUAAAAUUUUAGGAACUACAAUUCCUGUGCAUUGCCGAUGAACAUAACAUUGAUACUUCUGAAACUGAUGUAUAGAGAAUGAACUAGCCUGAAUAAGACUGUGCAGAAUCAUUCCAUGUCCAUGAAACCUACGUGCAUGAGCCCCUGAAAAUUUCAACCUUAAAUUAUCUAACUCAAAAUGAUCCCAGUAGUGUUACAGUCCCAAACUGCGUAUCAAAUCCGUUGAUUAAAAACCUAGGAGCAGCCGGCACCCAGACUUCGCAUUAAUCAAUCACGGAACUGAUUAAGAGUAAACGCAGUUUGGUGCUCGAAAUACGGCAACUCCUUGCGCUGCCAUCAGUUUGAAACCAUUGCAGGUUGUUUUGGUUUGGGCUCAAGUGGGGCUCAGCUUCCGUACAGUCAACAUUUGCCGAAGGAUAUUAUAGGAUAACGUUAACCGCCGUCCUGCGAAUCUGGGAAAUAUGGACACUGGGCUUUCCUAAUAAUGAAUGAGGUUUAUUAAAAUGACGCUUUCUCAUCUGGAUGUCUGCAUUUUCAGCCUCGUAAAUAAAUUGCAAUUAGAGUUUAUAUCAUAACGUAUUUCAUCAGCGUGACAUUUAAGGCCACAAAGACUUCAUUUACUUAAUUCGAGUAUAAAUUUAAUUUGAGUUUCAUUUAUUUAACUCGAAUAUAAACGGAAUAACGGUGAGACUUUAAACUCGUUAAAAAGCAGUGGAAAUUGUCGAGGAACUUUGAAAUUAAUAGAUUUGUUGGGCUUUUAGAAUAUACUGAACUUAUAAUUCAAUACUCGCGAUAAGUGAAAGAGUGCAGGCUAUUUCAAUCUUCAGGUCCUCCACCGAAACGACUUUUCAGAACAAAAGAAACUUGUUCUCGCAAAAAUGCAAUCAACGCUGGUGCUGAUGGUGCUGGGAGUUUUACUUUCAGGCUGGUCAUCAGGGGCCACUGAUAUGAUUGCAAGCUCAUCCCCUGCGGAGAAAUAUUCCGCAAUGAUGCGAGAUUUACCUCGGCCCGGAAUUGGCUCCAGAGACGAAAUACACUCCAAUAUUUCUUCGCGAAAAUCCAGUUCCAACCUGGCUACUAGAAUCAAUGCGCCUGAUGGUUCAUCUGACUCGACUGCAGAAAUUUCGAAGACUGAAGUACAAGUCUCGAAAUCAGAGACUCAUUCUGGCGUAAUAGGAGGAAACGAAACGACACAGACGCUUCCAAAAUUUCUUUCGUCAGACAUCCACUCUCUGCAGACUUACGGAAAGGAUUUGCAGGCAGCUGAUAAUAGCAGUACCUCGAACCUGGAUGAUAUUAUAGCGGAUAGAAUCAUUGCAGCGAAUUCUGUUCAAUUCCUGGAAAAAAAUGCUGACCGAUUGGCAACGUUUGAAGACAAUAAUACAAAUGAAUCUAGACGUGACAUUCUGAAGAUCCAAAAUGACGUUUUGGCACGUGGCAAUGAAACUCGCAAGAAGGCUUCUGCCUCAGCAAAGUUGCGACCCUAUGGUAUCACGGCUGAGUACCUCAUGGCCAUCUCACUUAGAGGUGACAGAGAUCAAAGGAAUCUCGGCAGAGGGAGAAGAUUCACUUUCCCUAAAAAAACUACGUCUGGAAGCGAGGUGAACAAUUCUACCAUUAGAAGAAAUGAUGAUCGGAUCGACAAUGAAAACACUCUUGAAUAUGAUUUAACAACUGACGAUGAGUUGAAGGAAAUGAAAAUUGAUGUGGACGAUAAGCCAGUUCCUUUAAGUAAGGAAUUAAAUUCUACUCUGAAAAUUUUAGGUGAAAAUAGCUUGGAAAUGAGACAAGGAAACAGAACUUUUAUCGAAUCCAAAACUGUAAAUGGCACAGUAACCACAAAAUCAUUGGCUCACAAAACUGAUUCGACAAAACAAAACCAAUUGUCGCAAACGAACUUUAACGAAACUACAACGACGGAAGACCGCUCCAAAGUGACCUCAAAUGUUUCAUCAGUAAGUCAUUUGAAUCUUGAUUUACUUGAAGAGGAAUUAGCUAAGAAGCGAAAUUCACAAGAUUUAUUACUUGCGAUCUCCAUUCUUCAACAUCACCAAGUACCCAUGGACAAUAUUUCCGACAAAAAUAUUUCUGCCGUUGAUAACAAUCAAACCGGCAAUGAACUUUCCAGUAAAGCUUCUCUGCCAACAGAAAAUCGGAGCACAGAAAAGAUUGCCUCCACGAUUAAAAUUGAACCUUAUUUCGCCAACAAUGUUGAACGGCAGUUCACUGAGGAACUAAUUAACAGUGACGAAAAUUCCGCAGAUUACAAGGAAUUUGAGAGCAGCCUCUACCCACAAUUUAAUACCCGAGAGAAAAUUACUGAGGGUAACAAUAAUGAAAUAAAUUUACAAUCGUUCACUCCAGGGUUACCGAAUACGAUGUUUGUUGGCGGGCAGCUUGCACCGAGCAGCGCGCACAUCAAAGACAUCGAAUUAACAAAAAAAUAUCCAAGAGAAAUGUUGGCAGAGCUUCCCGAGCCUCUCUACGCAACGUCAGACAUCGGGUUCUUGCCCAACGAUAUCGUGCUGAGCGGCCUCAUGCACAAUCAACGAGCUUCUUCCAGUGCUGAAGAGAUUGGAAAAAAGCCGUCGGUUCUUCUGAGUCACAACAUUCCUCUGCCAGGACGUCCACAAAUUGCUCACAGCAAAGUCCCGGCAGAAAAGAGCACCAAGUGGCUUAUUCUCGUAAUGGACGGGGACUGCGGCAUCAUCAGUAAGAGAAUGAACACUUUUGUUAAGUUUUUGAAAGCAGCACUAGCCUCAAAGCUGGAAACUAAGUUUGAUGAUAUAGUUAUAAUGUCCGUAUUCUGUGACAAUACCUUCAUGGUCAAUAUUAGUUUGGAGACGAGGUUGUACUCUAAAGCCCUCACUCAGCUACAGGCUCUGGCUGAAGCCAACACGACUCUCCUUGAAAUCUCCGGGGAAAUCUUUUACUUGGAAAAGGUUCUAACUCAAGACUCUAAAAUGCUACUCGGUAGAUUGAAGGGGUCCAGCAAUGGCGAAGACAUGGAAUUGAUUGUGUACAUAGCAGUAGGCUGCGUAUGUGCGUUUAUUCUACUUUCAGUAUUCGUUCUUACCGUCAUCAGCAUUUGCAACCACGACGACAAGGAACUACAUGAAGUUAAAACCGACUGCUUAGACCGAUCAGAAUUCCCCAUAAGGAAGCCAAACGUUAUUUACUCUCACAAGUUCACACAGGAGCUGAACCCUGAAAAAUACAGACUGACUCCAUUUGAAGAUUCGUCGCUUGGCGGAGCAGCUCCUACAGAUUCAAUGUCCUGUGACGCCCCAAGGUUCGGGCAGCACUCGGCGGAAAGAUGCUGCGAUCGUAAAGUUUUCAUUACUCCGUCUUCGUCUAAAAUUCAAUUGCUUGAGGAAGUUCAAGAGGAGGACGAGGAUGAAUUUGAGGACCGUGGGGUGCUCGAGGGAGAAGACGAUUAUCACGAGGAAGAAGAAGAAAUGGACGAUGAUGAGGAUGAUGAAUUUAUCAUCGAGAGCAUGACUCGUCCCUUGGAAACUGCACAACAUCAUCAAAUGCAUCAUCACGAACAGCAUAAAAGAUCGUCGGUGUCAGAAGUGCACAUGCAUGGAUGCUGUCACGAAAUGCGGCAAGAUCAAGAUGAAGAACAUUUUGCUGGAAAUUACGAUAAUCCGUGUUACGACAGAUGAUUCAAUGCUGAACCUAAUUUCUUCAUCGACUUCUUCUAAGAAACUCCAGAAAAGCGCCGUUUGGGCAUGAAAAAACGUCUUGCUUUAAGAGUCUUCCUUUGACGAACACACAUUGAGAUUUAUGAAUAUGCAGACAAUGACUCACAUUCUCACACAUGUAUGAAUCGGUGUUUGAUUCAAAAAGUCCUGAGCUUUCUAGUUAUUGUUUUGAGUUUUGAUUUAGGUUUCUUUCCUGCUUUUCUCCUACAAUAUUGAUGCUAAGGAUAGAUAUGAGGACACUAAAGUAAAUAGUGUUAGUUCCGCUCAGGUAGUCAUUUCAGGGUAGGAAAUACCCGUACAAGUAGUACCCGUUGUAGAAUGUUGUUUAAUGAAAGAAUUAUCGUGUGUACAAAUUCGUCGUGGAUACUUCGUCGUUUCCAAAUUCACAUUGAAAAUCUAAAAACCUAAACAAUAAUUAUUUCAACAAGCUGCGUUCAUCUCGUUUGCUUUAGGUCAAUUUUCCAUCAACUUUAGAACCUGAUAUUGGUGUUAGUUAGGAAUAAUUUUUUGUUUUUUUUUAUUCAAUUUCCAAAAGUGAUGAAUGUCACGGUGAGCUCGUAGGUAUAAACUGAAUGUAAAUUGCUUCUUUAGUUUUUUUGGGGAUCUGAUAUUAGGAUUUAGCCGUGCUAGGAUGCCAAACUUGUUCAUGAUGUGCAUGAAAGAAAAAAAAAUCCAUGUGUUGCGCGCAGAACGAUAUUUUGUAGUGAAAGUUCUUGCAUAUUAAUAGCUGACAUCUCAAGUGAAAACGAAUAUACGAGUAUGUUUCAUAUGGAAAUUUGGUAGACGAGGUCAAGAUAUCAUCAAAGUUUUCUCAGGGUGUUACUAAGGUGCGGAAUUA
Molecule: messenger RNA, 4617 nt
Organism: Hyalella azteca
Lineage: Eukaryota; Metazoa; Arthropoda; Malacostraca; Amphipoda; Hyalellidae
Exons: 2
Coding region: 951-3740 (929 amino acids)
Source: RefSeq, a predicted model, not a curated record